AUGUUAGAUUAUAUUGGAUGUUAUCGUGAUGACAAAGAAAAAGGAAGAGACCUUCCAUUCCGUCCUCAAACACGCACACAUAACCGUGGUGAUGCUUUAUCAUGUGUUUUAAACUGUGCUGAGUCGGGUUUUAUAUACGCUGGAUUACAGAAUGGAAAUUUAUGUUUCUGUGGUAAUAAAUAUGGUCGUUAUGGUCGUGUAUCAGAUAAACAUUGUGAUCUAAAAUGUCUUCAACCUAUCGGUGUUCAGAUACAAAGUACAACAGAUGACAUUUUCAACUCUUGCGGAGGAAAAUGGGUCAACUCGGUUUAUUCUGGUAUGGAUAUACAAAGUGAUCUACGUAUACCUUUUUACUAUUCACAAAUCACUGAUUUCAAUCGAGUUGAGAAGGGCAACAAUUUUGUUUUUGUACAUAUUUGAGGAAAGGUGUCACAAUGGCGAGUUCAACCCAGUACAUGUGAUUAUAGAUAUUUUAAAAAUUACAUUUUUGCUUUAAUUUUGAGCUACUCGAUAGAAUUUAAUCAAUUCAUUUCUUUGAAUAUUUUAUGCUUACUGUUAUAAACAUGCUGUUCAAAAGCAUUUUCACGUAACAUCUUUUUGUUUUUAGUUCGUGGUAUUCAGUAUCAAGAAGCCAAAGAUGAUUAG
Messenger RNA from Paramuricea clavata, 645 nucleotides. The record is from the annotation of a GenBank genome assembly. Lineage: Eukaryota; Metazoa; Cnidaria; Anthozoa; Malacalcyonacea; Plexauridae.